CUUUGCAAUAUCCUCAAUGAAUAAAAAUGUCAUUGAAGAAAAAUAAAGCUGCCACGAGGCUGAGCGACUACGUACUUUGAAAAUUGAUGGAUAUUUGCCUGAAAUGAUGGAUUUUCUGCAAGAGGGUUGGCGUUUGGAGCACUCAAACAUUAAUGAUAAGUCUUCAGAGUACGUUUUAAAGGGAGUCGUUUAUAAUGAAAUGAAAGGCGCUUUCUCUGAAAAUGGCUCAGUGUUCUCCCAAAACCUGCUUAACAAUUUGCUACCGGAUCACACUUACGGAUUUGUAUCCGGCGGCAAUCCACUCGAAAUUCCAAAGCUAACACACAAGAAUCUGGUAGAUUUUCACUCCAAAUACUAUCAUCCAAGUAAUGCUCGUAUAUAUACUUAUGGCAAUUUCGACUUACGAAGGACACUCGAUUAUGUUAAUAAUGAAUAUAUGAGCAAGUAUAAUGCUAUUGAUAAUUCUUAUAGCCGAAUACCAAACCAGCCACGCUGGGAUAAACCACGUAAUGUUCAUAUCUCUAGCCGUUUUGAUAACAUGGGAGCACCCUUCGAGAAACAAAAUCAAAUUGGUAUUGCUCUUCUAAUGUCAGAUGUAACAGAUACACAAGAAACAUUCGUGCUGCAUGUUCUAUCGGAAUUGCUGGUGCGUGGACCAAAUUCAUCAUUUUACAGGAGCCUUAUCGAGCCUAACUUCUCUGGUGGAUAUAAUCAGGCAACGGGCUAUGACCCACAAAUAAAAGACACUUUUUUUUGUGUGGGAUUGCAAGAUUUGCGCGUAGAGGACUUCGCACGUGUACAAGAACUUUAUGACAAAACCAUUAAGCAAGUUAUGUCGGAAGGAUUUGAGCUUAGUCACGUAGAAAGUGUACUACACAACAUCGAGUUAUUACUUAAACACCAGAGCCCACAAUUUGGUAUGGGUUUGCUAUUUAACUCUACUCCAUUGUGGAAUCACGAUGGCGAUGUGGUGUCCAGUUUGCGGGUGUCUAAUAUGAUUGCUAAUUUCCGUCACAACCUUGCAAAGGAUCCAAAGUAUUUGCAACAUAAGGUUGAACAGUAUUUUGCAACGAAUUCACAUCGUCUCACUUUAACUAUGUCUCCCGACGACCAUUAUGAGGACAACUUCAAAACAGCAGAACUAGAUUUAUUAAAGCAGAAAAUAAUGGCUCUUGAUGAUAUAAAACGUGUAGAAGUCUAUGAAAAUGGUAUAAAAUUGGACCAAGCUCAAAAAGGCCAUCCAAAUUUGGAAAUCCUCCCUUGUCUAGAUUUGUCUGAUGUGCAGAAAAUGCCGAAAAUGCCCUCAAUCGAAGUUCUGCGCAUUUGCAGCGUGCCAACGCAAGUGUGUCAUGUUCAUACAAACGACAUUUCGUACUUAAAAUUACAUUUUAAUGGUGCCAACUUAAAUCACGAUGAAGUUAUGUUGGUGCCCCUUUUCUGUGAUGUCAUUAACGAUAUGGGUACCAACAAUUACACUUUCAGAGAAUUCGACAAGUUGGUCUUAUCCAAGACAGCUGGGAUUGAUUUUAAAUUACAUUUCGCUGAGAAUAUAUACGAUAGUAAAUCAUACCUAUUAGGUGUUUAUAUGACUACACAUGCGCUGGAUAAAAACGCAGCCGAGAUGUUCGAACUGAGUACUGAAUUACUAACUAAGUUUAAGUUAGAGGACACCGAUCGGUUGAGCAUGUUAAUUGAUAAUUACAUUUCCAAUAUUUCUGUGGGUAUUGCGAGUUCGGGACACUUGUAUGCCAUGCAGAGCUGCGCGGGCAGCAGACAUAUUCUUUGGUGUAGUUCAUUAUCAACGACUUCGUCACAUGGUGUUCGAUAAGUGGCAAGUGAGAUCCACAGGUCCAGUUGAUGCUAUUACGCAACAGCCCAUAAAGGGUCGCAAGCGCGGUGGUGGUGUCCGUUUCGGAGAGAUGGAGCGUGAUGCUUUGAUCUCACAUGGUGCCGCCUUUCUUCUGCAAGAUCGUCUUUUUCAUAACUCUGAUAAGACACACACACUGGUGUGCAGCAAGUGUGGCAGUAUACUGGCGCCCCUGAAGAAGAUCAUUAUGCGCUCAGAGACUGGCAAAUUACAAUCGAUGCCAGACACUUGUCGGCUGUGUGGGGAUGGCACCGCUGUGGGGUACAUUGAAAUACCAUUCUCAUUUAAAUACUUAGUAAGUGAAUUAAGUUCAGUAAACAUAAAUGCGAGAUUAAAGUUAAUGAAUAUUUA
Messenger RNA from Rhagoletis pomonella (apple maggot), 2218 nucleotides. Its product is annotated as presequence protease, mitochondrial-like. The record is from RefSeq and is a predicted model, not a curated record. Gene Ontology annotation, biological process: protein processing. Lineage: Eukaryota; Metazoa; Arthropoda; Insecta; Diptera; Tephritidae. Gene Ontology annotation, cellular component: mitochondrial matrix. Bases 104 to 1828 code for a protein of 574 amino acids. Gene Ontology annotation, molecular function: metal ion binding. The transcript is spliced from 2 exons.